CCCCCUCAGAUGUCCUUCCCUCAUUUGCCUCUUGUUUGGGGAGACUUUGUCAAUCUCACGGCGCUUUCUCGUGGAUUCAUAUCUUUGGAGACUUCUGGAGUAAGAGCCUGCUUACCUGUGGAGGGGAACAAAGGUGGGCAGACUGGAUCUCUGGACUCUUCCUGCUACAAUCAGAAGAGGCUCUCUUUUUUUUUUCUUCUUUUGUUUUUUGUCACGACAAACACUUGGUGGUAUUUGUUUGCGCAGUUUGUGCUCCGUUUUAUAAAUAGGAAAAGCAAGGAAAGUGUGAUGGUUUGGAAACUGCCGCCUUCCCUGAGGUUUACCUAACCCUCGCAUUAGUGGCAAGAACCAAGGAACCGCCUCCAGAUGUGUGAGAGAGAGCACCGCCUGACUUAUCUAGAAUGAACAUCGCCCUCCUCACACGCCAACACUUACUCUUUGCUCCCCUUGGCAUUGGCCAGGUUAAUGCUUAAUCCGAGCGCAGGCCUAUAAUUUCUAUGGCCAAGCCCUGUUUAUGAGGACGAGGUAAGGUGGACGCCUGCCGAUCAGUUGGCCCAGUCCACAGGUAGACGCGCUCAGAGACUCAUCUCCCGGCGUCGCGCAAAGGGACCUUCAGUGCUGGCCAAAGGAAGCUGCCACCAUGCCGGCAAAAUCCAAGUUAUCCAUAGGCCUCGCCGUCGCCUUCGCGGUCAUGACGGCCUGCGCCAUCGCUGGGAUGGUCACCAUGAUGAUUGCUUUCGAGAUUCAGUCUUCGAACCUGAACAUGACGGCUCCUCCAACCACGCUGCCCCCCACGCUGCCCCCGGAGCCAGACCUGCGGCUGCCGAGGUCCCUGAUUCCCGAAAGGUACAGCAUCCUCAUCCAGCCUCACCUCUACUCCAGGAUCGUGGAGGAGGUGAACGUGACGACGCCGAACCAGACGCUGGCCUUCACCGGGAACUCCACAGUGUAUUUCUUCUGCAACGUGCGGACAGAUAAAAUCUACCUCCACAGCGACGAGCUGAAGAUUUCUUCUCCGUUCGUGAGGAACCUAGACACCGGCAAGCAGAUGGCUGUCAACGGCGCCCUGCAAUACGAGGAGGGCGCCCAGUUCUUGGUGAUUGAGACGAAGGAGGUUUUUAUGCCAGGAGGGAACUACAGUUUGUUUCUGUCUUUUGAGGGGGACAUAUCCAACAAUCUUGAAGCACUGUAUGUGAGCAAAUAUACUGAAACCAACUGGGAGCAUGAAAAUGUAACCGUAGAGGACAGAUUCCUUGCAGCCACAAAUUUGGAGCCAACAAGUGCAAGGAGAUUAUUUCCAUGUUUCGACGAGCCGGACAUGAAGGCUGUUUUUGACUUGGUAGUCAUCCAUAGACGUGGUACAACAGCUCUGGCAAAUGCAGCAGAACAAAGUUCCUACAUUAUAGAUGAGGACUGGAAAUUCACCCGUUUUCAUCCGACACCGAAGAUGUCGACCUAUUUAUUUGCCUUUGUUGUCUCAGAGUUCGAAAAAACCACUUCCACAGAAAGUCGUGUGACUAUUAAUACCUUUGCCCGUCCUGAAGCCAUCGCAGCAGAGCACGCUAACUAUGCCACAAAAAUAACCGCAAAGAUCCUCGAGUUCUACGAAACGCAUUUUGAUCUGCGAUUUGGACUGAGCAAACUCGAUCAAAUUGCUCUGCCAGACUUGGAACCUUUAGCAAUGGAAAACUGGGGUCUGGUCACGUACCAGGAAGGAGCCUUGCUCUAUGAGGAAGGAGUGUCCUCAUGGCUGCACAAGGAAGUGAUCACUAGUAUUAUCGCUCAUGAGUUGGCACACCAGUGGUUUGGAAAUCAGGUGACGAUGAAAUGGUGGAAUGAAAUCUGGCUGAAUGAAGGGUUUGCCACCUAUAUGUCCUACCUUGCAGUGGACCAUGCUGAGCCAUCAUUUCAAAUAAAAGAGAUAUUAAUUAUAGAUGACCUCCACACCGCAUUUGAGCAGGAUGCACUUAAUACGUCCCAUCCUCUCAGCGAAUCGAUGGAGUAUGUGCAGGCACCUGGUGAAAUCAUUGGCAUGUUCGAUGCUGUGACAUACAGUAAGGGGGCCAUGGUGCUGAGAAUGCUGGCUGAGCAUGUGGGAGAAAAUGUGUUUGACAGCGGGAUCAGAACGUACCUGAAGACCUACAAAGGAGGAAAUGUAGAACAGAACAACCUGUGGGAGAUUAUCGAAAAUUCCCGCUAUGAAAAGAGCAUGUUCAGCGUUCCCAAUUUGAUGAAAUAUUGGACCACUCAACCCGGCUAUCCCGUCAUCACUAUCAACACCACCAACGGAGAGAUCUACCAGAAACGCUUCUUCUACAACAGCGCUGCUGAAUCCAGUCUGAACUGGCUCAUCCCGAUCACGUUUACAACGAAUAUCUCCAAACCUGCUUUUGUCUGGCUGGAUGUCAAAGGACCAGUGAAGAAAGAGGAAUUCAUUUCAAAGAAAGGAGAGUGGAUCCUGGUUAACGUCAACUGCACUGGAUACUUCAGAGUCAACUACAACCCGGAGAACUGGGAGCGCCUGCUGGAUCAGCUGCAAACGAACCCAGAUCUCAUCCCACUGAUGAACAGAGGGCAGCUCAUUGACGACGCCUUCAACUUGGCAAGAGCGAAACAGGUGAACGUGACUCUGGCUCUGAACUCAACCCGUUUCCUCCGUAAAGAGAGAGCGUUCCUCCCCUGGGAGUCAGCGGUCAGGAAUCUGGAGUACUUCUUCCUCAUGUUCGAUCGCUCUGAGGUGUACGGACCCAUGCAGCUUUACCUUCGACAUCAAGUAGAGGAGCUUUAUGACUUCUUCAGAAAUGACACGGACGAAUCAAUUGUCCCCAAGGAUCACUCAUCACAGCACACCCAGAUCACUGCCAUAGAGUUGGCCUGUUCCAACGGACUCCCUGACUGCAUAGAGAUGGCCACAACCAAGUUUGCCGCCUGGAUGGAAACGAACGAAACGAACAGCAUCCACCCCAACCUGCGGUCGGUAAUCUACUGCCAAGCUGUGGCUGCUGGCGGGAAGAAAGAGUGGGAGUUUGCCUGGGAAAAGUUUCUGAGCUCCGCCGACACGUCAGAGAAGGAGCAGCUCAGAGAAGCUCUGUCCUGCUCCAAGAAGACCUGGCUCCUCAACAGAUACCUGGAAUACACUUUGGACCCUGACAAGAUACGUCUGAUGGACGUCACUUCUACCAUCAACCUCGUGGCGGAAAACGCCGCGGGACAAGCGCUGGCCUGGAACUUCAUGAGAGCCCACUGGGAUUACGUCAGCCAGGGGAAUGCAGCUGCACUGGUUGAGGGAGUGACCAGGAGGUUCUCCACAGAGUUUGAGCUGCAGGAGCUGAGGCGCUUCAAGGAGGACAUGGGGAAGUACGGCCCCUCCAGAGCCGUAGAGCAGGCCAUCGAGCAAACCGAAGUGAACAUCCAGUGGGUCAAGGAGAACCGAGACGUCGUCCUGGAGUGGUUUGAAAAAGAGACGGCCCAUCUAGACUAAGCAAAGCUUCAGAUGUUCCAUGGACGGUUUUCCGGCUACUGUAAAAUCUGACGACGGAUAAAAAGGAAGGAUUUGACAGGCUUCAGUUAAUCAGACAGCAGUGGCACGAGGCGUAGCACAGACGACAGGAGAUGCGCCCCUGUUUGUGUAAAUAGUAAUGAACGUUAUUUAUAGUGUAUUCAAUGCAAACAGUAAAAACAUGAGAUUUUAUUCCCUCUUCUGAAUUCUGCAUGUGCCGCUCGAACAAAAACCCGCAGUAAAGAAGUCUUUAUAUUGGAUUUUGUGUCUAUGUUUCUGCAGCCGAUUUUUCUGAGAUAUAAUAAAUGUUUUGAUUGACUGGUGGUUGGAUAAUCAUUUUUACUGUCCUAAUACAAGGCUUUCAGUAAAAAAUAAAUAAAUGUUUAAAUUUA
Fundulus heteroclitus (mummichog) is the source of this 3891-nucleotide messenger RNA. RefSeq names its product alanyl (membrane) aminopeptidase a (gene anpepa). Bases 641 to 3481 code for a protein of 946 amino acids. Gene Ontology annotation, molecular function: zinc ion binding; peptide binding; metalloaminopeptidase activity. Gene Ontology annotation, cellular component: cytoplasm. The record is from RefSeq and is a predicted model, not a curated record. Gene Ontology annotation, biological process: proteolysis; peptide catabolic process. NCBI's taxonomy places the organism in Eukaryota, Metazoa, Chordata, Actinopteri, Cyprinodontiformes, Fundulidae. The transcript has 20 exons.